This is a messenger RNA of Nicotiana attenuata, 2442 nucleotides long. RefSeq lists its product as uncharacterized. Bases 237 to 2219 code for a protein of 660 amino acids. The transcript is spliced from 2 exons. Gene Ontology annotation, biological process: cell surface receptor signaling pathway. Gene Ontology annotation, molecular function: protein binding. Lineage: Eukaryota; Viridiplantae; Streptophyta; Magnoliopsida; Solanales; Solanaceae. The record is from RefSeq and is a predicted model, not a curated record.
UAUAAGAAGGCCGAAAAGGAAAAAGAAAGUAAAAAAACUGCUACUCUAUUUAUCACAAAUCUCGAAUAUCAGCUUACUCCCACUCCUCCAUUGCCAAAACUCCAAUAACAACAUCUAAAUGUAAACAAUCUCCUUCUUCAUUUCUCCAUUUUUAUCCUCCAAAAUUUCUUAGUGGUCUAAAUAAACCCUCCAUUUUAAUUUUCUGUAGUUCUUGAUCUGGGAUUUUGGUUUUAUCAAUGGCUGACAUAGUUAAACAGAUCUUGGCAAAGCCAAUCCAACUAGCUGAUCAAGUAACAAAAGCUGCAGACGAAGCAAGUUCAUUUAAACAAGAAUGUGCAGAUAUCAAAUCCAAAACAGAAAAACUAGCAUCACUUCUCCGUCAAGCAGCACGCGCUAGCAACGAUCUUUACCAACGACCAACAAAACGAAUCAUUGAAGAUACUGAGCAAGUCCUCGAAAAGGCGCUGUCCAUCGUCGUAAAAUGCAGAGCUAACGGGCUCGUGAAACGGGUUUUUACUAUCAUCCCUGCUGCUGCUUUUCGAAAAAUGACUUCUCUGUUGGAGAAUUCAAUUGGUGAUGUGUCGUGGCUACUACGAGUUUCGGCUUCAGCUAAUGAACGUGCUGAUGAGUAUUUGGGACUGCCGCCUAUUGCUGCUAAUGAACCUAUUCUGUGUUUGAUUUGGGAACAGAUUGCCAUUUUGUAUACAGGUUCGUUGGAUGAGAGAUCAGAUGCGGCUGCAUCGUUGGUUUCGUUGGCUCGGGAUAAUAAUCGGUAUGGGAAAUUGAUCAUUGAAGAAGGUGGAGUCGGACCCUUGUUGAAAUUGUUGAAAGAAGGGAAAUUGGAAGGUCAGGAGAAUGCUGCUAAGGCAAUUGGACUUCUUGGAAAUGAUCCUGAAAGUGUCGAACACAUGGUACACGCUGGUGUUUGCUCAACGUUCGCGAAAAUCCUGAAAGAAGCUCCAAUGAAAGUUCAGUCAGUAGUGGCAUGGGCAGUUGCUGAGCUCUCUGAACAUUAUCCGAAAUGUCAAGAUCUUUUUCAGCAGCAUAAUAUAGUCCGGUUACUGGUUAGCCAUCUCGCGUUUGAGACUGUCCAAGAACAUAGCAAGUAUGCUAUAGUCAGCAAAGCCACUUCGAUUCACGCUGUUGUUUUGGCUAGUAAUAUCAAUAGCAAUGUGAAUAGCCCGAUCAAGGUGAACGACGAUGAUGACAAGAAUUGUCCCACUCCACAUCCUUUGGGAAAUAAGAAGCCGAAUCAGAUGCAUAAUGUGAUUACCACUACUAUGUCAAUGAAAGGUCUAACGAAGGCGUAUCAGCAAAAUCUUGUCAAUGGUGUGAACCAGAUUUUCAAUCAGGGCAAGAUUAAAGGAAACAAUGGUCUGAAGCAAAAUCAUGUCAAUCAUCAACAUCAGCAUAUUGUUUCGUCGAAUGGGGUGAGUAGUAACAAAGGUAGAGAAAAUGAGGAUCCUGCUACCAAAGCUUAUAUGAAGGCGAUGGCUGCACGAGCAUUAUGGCAACUCGCCAAGGGAAAUUCCUCUAUUUGUCGUAGCAUUACUGAAUCGAGGGCGUUGCUUUGCUUUGCAGUACUAUUAGAAAAAGGAACUGAAGAUGUUAAGUACAAUUCGUCGAUGGCAGUAAUGGAGAUUACAUCAGUAGCAGAACAGAAUGCUGAUUUGAGAAGAUCGGCAUUCAAGCCUAAUACAACAGCAUGCAAAGCUGUUGUUGAUCAAUUGCUGAGAAUAAUUGAAAAAGGAGAUUCAGAUUUACUUAUUCCAUGUAUUAAAUCUAUCGGGAAUUUAGCUAGGACUUUUCGAGCAACAGAGACGAGGAUGAUUAGUCCGUUAGUAAAGCUGCUCGACGAAAGAGAAACAGCAGUUUCUAAGGAAGCUGCUAUGGCCCUUACAAAAUUUGCUGGUUCAGAUAACUACCUUCACUUAGAUCAUUCAAAGGCAAUUAUAAGCGCGGGAGGGGCGAAUAAAUUGAUACAACUUGUUUACUUUGGUGAACAAAAAGUUCAGAGUCCAGCAUUGCUUCUACUAUGCUACAUUGCGUUGCACGUUCCUGAUAGCGAAGCGCUUGCUCAAGCUGAGGUGCUUACAGUGCUCGAAUGGGCUUCGAAAAAUACGUACUUGAGCCAACAUGAAAAGGUGGAGAAAAUGUUGCAGGAAGCAAAGAGUAGGCUGGAACUUUAUCAGUCUAGAGGAUCAAGGGGAUUUCAUUAAUUGUAACAGUGACUAAAUAAUGUGCAGCAUUUGUAUGUUAUUAGAUGAAAUUUUCUGUUGUUUUGGAUUUUGUUUUGAUGACCUUUGGUCAGGAAAUGUACAUAAGAUGUGUCCUUUUAACCUUGGUCCAGUUGUGGAAAAUAAGCCCCUAAUUAAAUCACCAUUGAUGUGUUGUAAUUUUUUAGCUCCAAGAUAUGUGCAAAUAUUUUGCUGUAAUGACAAA